AUGACAAACUUAUUGGUGCCACUCUCCGACUCUCAUGAUGGAAACCAAUCAGAUCACCAGAAAAUACGGUUUUCCAAUGUGGUGGUCACAGGAACUAGGAACUAUUUUUCGGGUCGAAAAUGGCAAACAAUAGACAUCCAAGCGGCAUCAUGUUUGAAACUCCCCAAAUGGCUCGAGUACACGUUUGCUUAUUUUGGGGUCCUAGCAUGUCAGGGAGAUCCAAUAUUUUGGGUGAGCAUCCAUAGAUACCAUCACAAAUACGUGGAUUCAGAUAAUGAUACACAUUCACCAAUAAACGGGUUUUGGUUUAGUUAUGCUGGUUGGUUUUUCGACAAUGGUUACAUAGUUGAAAAGUAUCGAGAACGUAAAAAUGUGGAAGAUUUAAAAAGACAGACGUUCUACAGGUUUUUACAGAAAACAUAUGUGUGUCAUUCACUUGGAUGUGGUGUUCUCUUGUAUGCUUGGGGUGGAUUUGCGUACCUCGUCUGGGGCAUGGGUGUUAGGAUCGUAUGGGUUUACCACAUCACGUCCCUCGUGAAUUCCGUUGGUCAUAUUUGGGGAAACCAAGCUUGGAAUACCGGUGAUCUCUCAAAAAACAACUGGUGGUUAGGAGUGUUGUUGUUCGGAGAAGGAUGGCAUAACAAUCAUCAUGCAUUUGAGUAUUCAGCUCGAUAUGGAUUAGAGUGGUGGCAAAUCGAUGUUACUUGGUACGUGAUACGAUGUCUUGAAGCCGUCGGAUUAGCAACCAACAUCAAAGUGCCAACUGACGCAGAAAAAGUUAAAAAAUCAUUUGUCAUCUCUAAUAAUACAUUUUAA
Lactuca virosa is the source of this 816-nucleotide messenger RNA. NCBI's taxonomy places the organism in Eukaryota, Viridiplantae, Streptophyta, Magnoliopsida, Asterales, Asteraceae. The record is from the annotation of a GenBank genome assembly.